AUGUAUUUGAAUAUUAAGUAAGAUUUACAUUCAUUUUCCAAUUCCAAAAGUACACAAUCUUUACAGUACAUUUUACAAAAUAUAUUGUUCAGUGCUUUUAUACAUUCAUUAAUACAGCAAAACAUUCAGAUUAUGUUUAUAUAUUCAUAUUGAUUUCCGUGUGGUGACAUGUCUGCAACCACACCCUUGAGAGUGCUGAAAAAAAUUAAACAAUGACAGAAAGCAUUCUAAAGGGAUAACACACCCCCCAUAUAAAGUAGAGAGACCUUAUAAAAGAAACAAUGAUACUGAAGGUGGAGAUCAGUUAUGGGGGCUUUCCAGGUCACACAUAUUUUCACAGGUGUCUCUUUCGUCUUACUUUUUUUUUCUUUUUUCUUUUUAUGCUUUGUGUCUUCUUCACUUUCUUUAUCUUGUAAGUUAGAAAGAAAGUUUAAUCUCAAUGAAAUGCACAAGCCUGGCGAUGUGGUACUGGGUGGGUUGUUUGAGGUCCAUUACACUUCUGUCUACCCAGAGAGAACAUUUACCUCAGAGCCUCAACAGCCUCACUGCACUGGCUUUGAUAUUGUAGGGUUCAGGAAUGCAAUGACUAUGGCAUUUGCUAUUGAAGAGAUCAACAAGAACUUAAAUUUGCUACCUAAUGUGACUCUUGGAUACAGUCUUUAUGACAACUGUGGUGCCCUUGUUGUUGCACUCAGCGGUGCCUUAUCACUAGCCAGUGGCCAGGAGGAGCAGUUUCUGCUUCAGGAGAACUGUUCAGGCAUCCCUCCAGUCCUUGGGAUUGUUGGUGAUCACUACUCAACAUUUUCUAUUGCUAUUUCCAGUGUGCUAAGUUUAUACAAUAUACCUAUUGUGAGUUAUUUUGCCACAUGCUCCUGCCUCAGUGAUCGUCAGCGUUUUCCAACUUUUUUCAGAACCAUCCCAAGUGAUGCUUUCCAGGUGCGUGCUAUGAUUCAGAUUCUAAAACACUUUGGCUGGACUUGGAUAGGUCUUCUAGUCAGUGAUGACGAUUACGGACUCCAUGUUGCCCAAUCGUUCCAAUCUGACCUGGCUAAGUCUGGUGACGGUUGUCUGGCUUACUUAGAGAUUUUGCCCUGGGACAGUGACCCAAGUGAACUGAAGAGGAUUGUACAUUUGAUAAAGACAUCAACAGCUCGGGUGGUGAUAGUGUUUGCACAUGAGAUACACUUGAUUCAACUAAUGGAAGAGGUAGCGAAGCAGAAUGUGAUAGGUCGCCAAUGGAUUGCAAGCGAAACAUGGACAACAGCGUCAGUGCUCCAAACAGCCCACCUCACGCCGUACCUGCGUGGCACAUUGGGCAUUGCCAUCCGCAGAGGUGAAAUACCAGGGCUGAGGGAAUUCCUGUUAAAAAUACACCCAGACCAAAGUGACAAUGGCAGAUACAACAAUAAUUUGGUAAAUCAGUUUUGGGAAUUCACAUUUCAGUGCAGAUUUGCACCAGCUCCAGCAGGCUGGCUGGAAGCUGGAGGAGCACUAUGCACUGGGCAGGAGCAUAUUGAAAAUGUGGAGACUGAGUUUCUUGAUCUCUCUAAUCUCAGGCCUGACUACAAUGUAUACAAGGCCGUGUAUUCUCUUGCAUAUGCUCUUAAUGACAUGUUGCAUUGCAAACCAGGGAGAGGACCCUUCAGAGGGCACAGCUGUGCUACUUUGCAAACAGUGGAGCCAUGGCAGCUCAUACAUUAUCUACAAAAUGUCAACUUCACCACUCCAUUUGGUGAUCAAGUAUCUUUUGAUGAAAACGGUGAUGCAUUGCCAGUAUAUGAUGUCAUGAACUGGUUACACCUCCCUGAUGGACAAAUUAAAGUUCACAAUGUUGGUGAGGUUAAAAGGUCAGGCUUUAAAAGUGAAGAACUCACCAUUGAUGAAGACAAAAUCUUCUGGAAUUUUGAAUCAGGAAAGCCACCCCGAUCAGUGUGUAGUGAGAGCUGUCCUCCAGGGACCCGAAUGGCUAGAAACAAAGGACAACCAGAGUGCUGUUUUAGUUGCAUUCCAUGUUCAAAGGGAAAAAUCAGCAAAAACAACAAUUCCUUGGAGUGCACCAGUUGUCCAGAGGAUUUUUGGUCAAACCCUCAGAAUGACCACUGUGUUCCUAAGAAGACAGAGUUCCUCUCCUACCAUGAGCCUCUGGGUAUUUGUUUGACAACUGCCUCUUUGUUGGGCACAUUUAUCUGUGCAGUUGUUUUAGGGAUCUUUUUCUAUCAUCGACGUACACCCAUGGUACGUGCAAACAAUUCAGAGCUGAGCUUCUUGCUAUUAGUAUCACUGAAACUAUGCUUCCUGUGUUCACUGUUAUUCAUCGGAAGACCCAGGGUAUGGACAUGCCAGCUGAGACAUGCAGCAUUUGGCAUCAGUUUUGUGCUUUGCGUCUCAUGUAUCCUGGUGAAAACCAUGGUUGUUCUGGCUGUGUUCAAAGCCUCCAAGCCAGGAGGGGGAACCAUUCUUAAGUGGUUUGGGUCGAUGCAACAGAGGGGGACAGUUCUGGCUCUUACUUGUAUUCAGGCAGGAAUCUGUACUGCCUGGCUUGUCUCUUCCUCUCCAGCUCCACAUAAAAACAUGCAAUACCACAAUGACAAGAUAGUGUAUGAGUGUGCAGUUGGGUCAACUGUUGGCUUUGCAGUGUUACUGGGUUAUAUUGGUGUGCUGGCUGUCCUUAGCUUUCUGCUAGCAUUUCUAGCUAGGAAUCUUCCAGAUAAUUUCAAUGAGGCCCGACUUAUUACUUUCAGCAUGCUAAGUUUCUGUGCUGUGUGGGUGGCCUUUGUCCCUGCUUAUGUCAACUCUCCAGGUAAAUAUGCAGAUGCAGUGGAGGUAUUUGCCAUUUUGGCUUCAAGUUUUGGCCUUUUGGUGGCCCUGUUUGGACCCAAAUGUUACAUAAUUCUGCUGAAACCAGAGAGAAACACAAAGAAGGCAAUCAUGGGUCGGCUCACUACAAAGGAAUAGAAUUAAUAUCAUUUGUGUUAUUUAAAUUAAUCAGUUAAUAAGUUGAAUUCAUUUCACAUUUUGUCUUCAACAGUAAUAAUUUAAGAUUGCUAAAAUCUUAAAUCUUUUAUCAAACAAUAGUAUGGCUAAUAGAUUUUUUUAAAUGAGUGUUAUCAUAGCAAAAUGUUAUCUUAGAGAAAUCUACUUAACUCAUUGUUUAUGCAACUGAUAUGAUCCUACUGGAAGAAACACAAACUUAUUCCCAACCUGUUCUUUGAUCAUUUUAAAGUUGAGCUUUUCAGCUGCCUUUCAUCAGGCUAAUAAAGUUGCUCACCAAUGCUUCAAGUGUUACUGGAUUCUUCACCUCACCAGACCGUUUCCCCCCUCAAGUUGUGCCAGAAACUUUUGGAUCUCAACCAAAAGAAUGCACAAGAAAUGAAUUUAUAAAUUCUAAUAUACAAAAGAGCUGCAGCUGUUAGCUAAAGAUAUUCCAUUCAGAGCUGAUGAUUUUUUGUGAAUUUAUCCUUAAAGACUACAUGAGAAAACAAACAAACAAACAAAAUAAAAACAAAAAAAAAUUAAUGCUGCCAUUGUAAAAAACUGACCUAAUUUGAGCACCUACCUGGUCCUGAAAUCAAUGGCCAGACGCACACAGACACAGAAAGAGAGACAGAUGCAACAGAAACUGAUCAUUUGCCUUAACUGUGUUGUAACAUUUUGGUUGUCAUCAGUAUUUUAAUCUUAGUAUAGGUGCAUUGUUUCUCACAAUAAAUCGAUGUGAUAAAAUGUGUUUCUGCCUAGAGAACAUGAAUGUAAAAGGUGAAAUAUUGAGGUAAAUAAUUAAUUAAAGCUCCUGUGCUUGUGUGUGUUUGUGUGUGCCUGUUGACAAAUUUAGG
Molecule: messenger RNA, 3830 nt
Organism: Oreochromis niloticus (Nile tilapia)
Lineage: Eukaryota; Metazoa; Chordata; Actinopteri; Cichliformes; Cichlidae
Product: extracellular calcium-sensing receptor
Exons: 9
Coding region: 307-2955 (882 amino acids)
Biological process (GO): G protein-coupled receptor signaling pathway
Cellular component (GO): plasma membrane
Molecular function (GO): G protein-coupled receptor activity
Source: RefSeq, a predicted model, not a curated record